Messenger RNA from Pseudophryne corroboree (corroboree frog), 1533 nucleotides. Its product is annotated as gastrula zinc finger protein XlCGF57.1-like. Gene Ontology annotation, cellular component: nucleus. The record is from RefSeq and is a predicted model, not a curated record. NCBI's taxonomy places the organism in Eukaryota, Metazoa, Chordata, Amphibia, Anura, Myobatrachidae. The transcript has a single exon. Gene Ontology annotation, biological process: regulation of gene expression. The coding region runs from base 1 to 1461 and encodes 486 amino acids.
AUGUUAUCCCCGGAUUGUGACAUAAAAGAUAAUGACAGUAGACAGGAUUCUCCAGGAGAUAACCCCAUUACCCCAAUUAUACAGCCAGCUCUAUCAGCUGAUCCCUCUGAUCCUGGGAAAUGUUCUCCUGAUCACUCUGAUAUUGGUGCAUCUGUUACAGCUCUGACAGUAGAUACAGUGUUUCCGUGUUCUAUAGAUGCCAAAUGUUUUACACAGAACACAAAGCCUAUUAAACCACACACAGGUAAGGCAGGUGGAAGGCCACUGAUAUGUUCAGAGUGUGGAAAAUGUUUUACAAAGAAAUCAUAUCUUGUUAUACAUCACAGAAUUCACACAGGUGAGAAGCCAUUUCCAUGUUCUGAGUGUGGGAAAUGUUUUACACAGAAAUCACAUCUUGUUAGACAUGAGAGAAGACACACAGGUGAGAAGCCAUUUUCCUGUUCCGAGUGUGGGAAAUGUUUUGCACAGAAAUCAGCUCUUGUUAGACAUGAGAGAGAGCACACAGGUGAGAAGCCAUUUCCAUGUUCUGAGUGUGGGAAAUAUUGUGUAAGUAAAUCACAACUUGUUACACAUCUGCGCAGUCACACAGGUGAGAAACCUUUUCCAUGUUCUGAGUGUGGGAAAUGUUUUGCAUGUAAAUCACAUCUUGUUAUACAUCACAGAAGUCACACAGGUGAGAAGCCAUUUCCAUGUUCUGAGUGUGGGAAAUAUUGUGUAAGUAAAUCACAACUUGUUACACAUCUGCGCAGUCACACAGGUGAGAAACCUUUUCCAUGUUCUGAGUGUGGGAAAUGUUUUGCAUGUAAAUCACAUCUUGUUAUACAUCACAGAAGUCACACAGGUGAGAAGCCAUUUCCAUGUUCUGAGUGUGGGAAAUGUUGUGUAAGUAAAUCACAACUUGUUACACAUCUGCGCAGUCACACAGGUGAGAAACCUUUUCCGUGUUCUGAGUGUGGGAAAUGUUUUGCAUGUAAAUCAGAUCUUGUUAUACAUCACAGAAGUCACAUAGGUGAGAAGCCAUUUUCUUGCUCUGAGUGCGGGAAAAGUUUUACCUGGAAAUCCAAUCUUGUUAGACAUGAGAGAGAGCACACAGGUGAGAAGCCAUUUCCAUGUUCUGAGUGUGGGAAAUGUUGUGUAAGUAAAUCACAACUUGUUACACAUCUGCGCAGUCACACAGGUGAGAAGCCAUUUUCUUGCUCUGAGUGCGGGAAAUGUUUUACACACAAAUCACAACUUGUUACCCAUCAGCAAAGUCACACAGGUGAGAAGGCAUUUCCAUGUUCUGAGUGUUGGAAAGGUUUUGCACACAAAUCACAUCUUGUUAUACAUCAGAGAACUCACACAGGUGAGAAGCCAUUUUCUUGCUCUGAGUGCGGGAAAUGUUUUUCACAGAAAUCAGUUCUUGUUAUACAUCACAGAAGUCACACAGGUGAGAAGCCAUUUCUAUACUCUGAGAAAUAAAUCAUCUCUUGUUGCACACAAUAGACAUCACUCAGGUGAGAAACCAUUUUAAUCUUCUGGAGUAUACUUAUC